AUGACUGAAAAUCAGCACACUGUACUCAGUGAUUUGCAACAAAUUGAUGGAUCUUCGAGUCUACGUGCAAGCUACUCCAACAUUUUGCAACAAGGAAGAGAUGCAUUGGCACAUGAAGCGGAAAAUUUGGCGUUACCGCUUCAUUUGAUUGGACAAGAUCAGCACACUGUACUCAGUGAUUUGCAACAAAUUGAUGGAUCUUCGAGUCUACGUGCAAGUCGUUUUGCAGAUAUGCAGCAAACAUUUGCUGUGAAUGCUAAUCCGGCCAAUUACCGAAUUGACAGUGUCAGCUCACUCGAAACUACGGCUGAUUAUCACAUAAGCAGUAAUGAAUCGGAAUCGUUUACUGGACUAUCGAAUGCAAAUACUGCGACAUCUCAGAACCCCGAAAUUGGAGAAAUCAUCGAAGGGUCGCCUGUAGUAAAAUUAAGAAAGAAAAAAUCGGCCGCAAAUCGUUCAAGUGUUUUGGUCAAGGGUCCGAACAGUGGUGAACAAUUGCGCGAAUUAGAAGUCGAUGGUGAUGAGGUGUUGCGGUCGACGAAGAAAACGACCGACAUCAAUGAAACAGAUCUGAAUGCAUCCGAAAAGCGAAAUGCGACACAAGAUGAAAUCGAACCAGAGCCGGUUGGGAAACGUAUACAAAAUAAAUUUUUCACUCGAACCGCAGCACUUAAGAGCUACAACGAUCAAGACGAAACGCAGAACGAGUUGAUUGGGAUGGAACGGUCUUGGGUAUCGAACAAAAUUGGUCCAAUUAAAGAAACCAAGUCAAAUGAAGAAAAAUUCAAAUUUUGUCAAGAAGUCUGUCGACUUUCGAAACUGCCGCCGCCAUUGCCAUUGGACAUAUUCGAAAAAAUUGAAUGGAAUUAUGUGAAAAACUUCGACACUACGAAAUUGACACCCGGGCAAAAAUUUCAGUCAGCCACUGUACUAGCAGAUAUUCCUCGCCGCCAUGCCAAAUUUUUGUUCUGCCAUCCUGGUCCAGUGGUCGAUACUGUCUCCGGCAAUACAAAUGUUCUGGUAAAACAAGGAACUGGUAGAGAGAUGUGCACACGAUGCAUUCGCGAUCAAUUGUCAUAUAUCAUCAGUGCCAGCCAGGGCUUGUUAAACACUGAAGACUUUUGA
Messenger RNA from Bradysia coprophila, 1125 nucleotides. RefSeq lists its product as uncharacterized. The record is from RefSeq and is a predicted model, not a curated record. NCBI's taxonomy places the organism in Eukaryota, Metazoa, Arthropoda, Insecta, Diptera, Sciaridae.